Sander lucioperca (pikeperch) is the source of this 4306-nucleotide messenger RNA. RefSeq names its product protein FAM160A1-like. The coding region runs from base 370 to 3807 and encodes 1145 amino acids. Lineage: Eukaryota; Metazoa; Chordata; Actinopteri; Perciformes; Percidae. The record is from RefSeq and is a predicted model, not a curated record. The transcript has 17 exons.
GCUUAAAGCCUCAGGGACAGAGCCGCGGUCAGAAACCACCCAGGCUGCCGGUUUAUCAGGAGAAAACUCGGGAUUUAUUCACGUUUUCUGGACUAUAACUGACUUUAACCACACUUUACUUUUGUUUUUUUUUGGAACAAGAAGUUUUCAAAGACUUAACAUUCCUUCAUCUCGGACCAGCCGAGGACAACGGUCGUUUAUGUCGUCCCUUCAGCAGCAGCAGCAGCAGAGAGGCCAGCAGCUGCCCACCGAGCCCAGGGAAAGAGCCUGAUCCUGGGCUGAGAGAGAGCCAGCUAAUGCCCCUUGGUCCAGGCCACCGUCUCACAAACUCAGCUGGAACAUGCUAUAACCAGCUGACUGCCAAUCAAAAUGAUGGCCUCGGUGGUUGCUGGGGGCCACCGGAAGAAGUCUCUCACGCUGAGAGGGGUGGACCCGGAGACCUGUAUGAUUGUGUUCAAGAACCACUGGGCACAGGUAGUAAAGAUCCUGGAAAAACACGAGCCGGGACGUAGCGGCACCAGUGCGUUGAGUUUCCUCUCCGGUCACGCCUCCGGAGCAUUACGCUUCGGCCCCAUCCCGGCCGACGAGGCCAGCGCCGUCCAGAACUACGUGGAACACAUGCUCUUCCUGCUGAUGGAGGAAGAGAUGGGGCAAGGAGGAGCGAUGGGACCCAUCCUGGAGUUUGUGGUUGUGGAGGGUGUGAUGGAGAGGCUGUUUCUGUGGAGUCUGAGGAGACAGUUCACUGAGGACAUGAAGCUGGAGCAGCUCAGGAUGUACCAGAUGCUUCUAUCUCAGGCCAGACAGCCUCUGCUGCACCACAAACCCGUUCUACGGCCGCUCAUGAUGCUGCUGGCCUCCUGUGCUGGAGCCGGAGGUGGAACUGACAGCGGCAGCGGUGUGGUGGAGGUAGAGCUGGUCCUCCUGUUGAACCAGCUGUGUGUCGCUCUGGUCAAAGAUCCCUCAGUGCUGGAACUAUUCUUCCACACAAGUGAGGACCAGGGAGCCGCCAACUUCCUGCUCUUCUCCCUGCUCAUACCAUACACACACAGACAGGGUUCGGUUGGUCAGCAGGCCAGAGACGCUCUGCUGCUCAUCAUGUCUCUGUCAGCCUCCGACCCUCGAGUCGCCCAGCACAUCGCCCAGAACACAUUCUUCUGUCCUGUGCUGGCCACAGGUCUGUCUGGUUUGUACUCGUCUCUUCCAGCCAGGCUGCAGGUUUACAGUGAAGACUGGCACUGUCUGGACCAGGCCGACUGGCAGCAGGUUCCAGCGCUCGUCCACUUCCUGCACUCGCUGGACUUCUGUAGUGCCGUUACAAAGGUCGCUCAUCCCUCCAUCCGGUCUCAGUUGCUGAGUUACAUCUACAACGGCUUCCUGGUGCCUGUGCUGGCUCCUGCUCUGCACAAGCUGACGGUGGAGGAGGUGAUGACCACCACGGCGUACCUGGAUCUGUUCCUGCGCUCCAUCUCUGAGCCCGCCCUCCUCCAGAGCUUCCUGUCCUUCGUCCUGCUGCACACACACGACAACGUGCACAUCCUGGACACACUGGUCAGCAGAGUCAACACACCUUUCCAGCUGGGUACGGUGUCGCUGGCUCUGUUCAGGACUCUGAUUGGUUUCUUCUGUGAAGACGUCAUGCUGCAGCUGGUGUUCAGGUAUCUGAUUCCCUGCAGCCACCUGAGCAGGAAGCAGCGCUCCUCCUUAAAGCAGACGGAUUACUCCUCCAGCGCCGCCUCGUUUCUGCUCCUCUUGCCCUCCUGGUGCCCUGGGAACCUCCACAAGAUGAACGCAGACCUACACUCAGAGCACAUCCAUUGGCCCAAAGGAGCAGAUCUGUCCGUAUCAGACAGUGUCGGGUACUGCCGUGGUUCAGACUUUCUGAUGGAUGUAAACUACCUCCACUACCUCUGGGACGCCCAACAGGCCAUCUCCAUUUCCCACAGGGCAUGCCGGCUCUGGUCGUCUCCGUAUGACGGGAUCAACCCUCUGCCUCAAGAAAACCGAUCGGACACACCCGGGGAUGACAUAGAAGAUGAGGAAGAGAUCGUACAGCGAGUCGAGAGUGACUCCAUCUGCUCUUUGGUCAUCACUCCUCCCCCCUCAGCGCUCUCCCCGACACCCUCGUCCUCAGAUACCGUUUCCACCGGCAAUCAGGCUGGGCGAGCUGGCUCUGCCCUGGAGCUGGAAUGGGACGACAUUUUUGCAGAUGACGAUCCCUCUUUAUCAGCAUUUACAAACACAGCAGUAGCAAACGGGGGCGUGGCGAUGGAGGGCGACAGAUGCACUGCGACACCUCUACCUCCCCAACACAUCCAGGAAAUGCAACGCACUGCGACCAAGCUGGUGCACGGCUCGUACGUGGAGGAAUCCGAGUUUGAGGACGACGUUCUGGUCUACGAUCUAGUCGCCCAGAGAGAGACAAAGGCGGCCAUUUUGGAGCGUAUCAUGGCAGCAAAUCGACGGGCACGUGGAAGCAUCUCAAACAGCCAACGGAUGUCAACAGCAGCAACGACAACAACUUUAACAUCAAUUCUAACGACAACCGGAAGGACGGUGAUGGAAACGGUUAACAGUAUAAUGUCGACAAGAAGGAUGAGCGAGGAUGGAGGGAAAGAGGAAAGAAGGAGAGAGGAUUAUGUGAAGGAGGUGAGGAGGAGGAGUGAGGACUUUGGGAGAAGGAAGGAGGAAGAUGAGAUAAAGAGGAUUGAUGCGCAAGGAGAUCGUCAGUUUUUCACGAACGGUUUUAACGCUAAGAAUUACAUCAUCGGCGAAUGUGAUGAUUCCGAUGAAGACGGCGAUCUGUUUAACCAAAACUGCAACCUGAGUGACUUCACAAAUACUGUAAAUCACACACUGCACGAACACAACACACAUCCCACGCCAUGUUUAGUGACUUUACCCAAUGUCCACUCGGAAUCUGAGCCAUCUUUGAGUCACCCUUCGGUGGAUGACGCAAAGUCUCCCAAUCUGCCAGUUAACAGAGUCGCCAAUAACGAUGACUUCCUGUCCCGAUACCACGAGCUCAUGCUCUCUUUAGGGGUGGAGCCAGACUGUGACGACAUCACAAGCGACAUCGGCACAUUCAGGAGGCGGGUCCGAGCGCUGAGGCAAAGACUGGAAGAGGAGGAGGAAUUCGCUUUUAGCUCCUCGUGGGAAGACGGAGAGGAGGAAGAAGAAGAUGAGGCGAUGGACGAGGUAGAAGAGGAGGAAGAGGAAGGAGAGGAGAGAACGAGCAGCAGUAAGAAAGGCAGCAGGCACGCAGUUCCCUUUACAGGUCCGUUCAUCAGCGUCCUGUUGUCCCGGCUUGAGAACCUCCUGGAAAACUCCAUCGCUGUGAACCUGCUGGUGACGGGCAUCCUGGCCCAGCUGGUGUCGUACCCGCAACCUCUUCUGAAAUCCUUCCUGCUCAGCACGGACACACACAACCAGCCCAACAUACGCACACUGUAUCAGGUGUUGGUGUCGGUCCAUGCUCAGAUUGAGCGCUACGUGGCCGCCAGACCAGACUAUCCUGGCCUGGUCACUCAGGCCUGGAGGUUCUUGUUGGCUAAAGACCAAGACAGCAAGUUUAGAGAGUGCCUCCAGUCUCAGGGCCGCGACAUCAUCCUGGACCCAGCUCUUUCAAAUGGCUCCAUGAGGAAUGCUCUGGCUUUGCCUCCUCUUGCCGUCCUGCCGCCGUGCCCUCACAUCCCCCCUCAUGCCAAGAGCCGAGUGUUCGCCAUCGUCCUGUUCGCCGAGUUCCUGAAAGAGCUGGCCGCCAUCGCCCAGGAGCACAGCAUCGCACUGGAUUGUUCUACAGAGGAUUAAUGGGAGUGGCUUUAACUGUCUGUCCAGCUGUAAAUAUCUGCCUGAGAAAUCGCCAUUAUUGUGCCCGUGAGCAAGUAGUGAUGAAAACAUAUCAAAGGAGUCUCCAGCGGGAGAUGGAGGGCUUGUAAUGAAAAAAUAAGCACAAAACAUGCAACACAAAUGAUAUUACACGUGUGAAAAACUUAUGCGGACCAGUGCAGUGCCGUUAAAAAACGUGCCUGUUGGGAACGGGCUGAUUGCUGCUUGCAGCUUUCUCGAGAACCGCUUAUCCAAAAUAACUUUACCCUCAACAUUGCGCUUCCUUGGGUCCUGAGCAAUAAACCUGCCAUGACAUAGUUGUAUAUCUUAGCAACGCUAGAGUAUCUGCAACCGUUGCUAACAGCUAGCUAUUUGGGGUCAGGCUGUUUCUAGGAACAAAAGCGUUAAAAAAAGUAAUUACCCCUUGCAAGAUUAAUAAAGUCUGUCUUCUACUUUAUUCCGAAAGUUAGAUUGCUGAUUA